AUGGAGCCCUUGCCGUUUUUGCUGCUGUGGGGGCUCCCCCAGAUUUGGGGAAGUUCUGAGGUCCAGCAAAGGAAUCCCUCGCUCCGCUGCCUCCAGAUCUCCUCCUUUGCGAACAGCAGCUGGACUCGCACAGACAGCUCAGGGUCUGGUGCGCUGCAGACCCACACUUGGAGCAAUGAUUUAGAUACCAUCCGCUUCCUGAAGCCCUGGUCCCAGGGCAAGUUAAGUGACCAACAGUGGUAGAAGCUGCAGCAUAUAUUUCGGUUUUAUCGACGCUGCUUCUCGAGGGACGUGCAAGAAUUCGUCAAAAUACUGCAUGUAGACUAUCCCUUUGAGCUCCAGGUGUUUGCUGGAUGUGAGGUGCACCCUGGGAGCACAGCAGAAAGCUUCUUCCACACUGCAUUUCAAGGAAGAGAUGUCCUGAGUUUCCAAGGAAAUUCUUGGGUGCCAGCCCCAGAUGCCCCACAUUGGGUCAAGAAGGCCAGCAAAGUACUCAACCAGGACCAAGGAACCAGGGAAACAAUGCAGUGGCUCCUCAAUGACAUCUGCCCCCAAUUUGUCAGAGGUCUCCUUGAGGCUGGGCAGCCAGAACUGGAGAAGCAAGUGAAGCCGGAGGCCUGGCUGUCCAGUGGCCCAAGUCCUGGGCCUGGCCGUCUGCUGCUGGUAUGCCACGUCUCAGGAUUCUACCCAAAACCCUCAUAGGUGAUGUGGAUACAGGGUGAGCAGGAGCAGCUGGGCACUCAGCAAAGUGACUUCCUGCCCAAUGGUGACUUCCUGCCCAAUGCUGAUGGGACAUGGUAUCUCCGAGUAACCCUGGAUGUGGCUGCUGGGGAGGCAGCUGGCCUGACUUGUCGAGUGAGGCACAGCAGUCUAGGAGGCCAGGAUAUCAUUCUUUACUGGGAGGGAAGCCAUGUGUCUGCGGGCUUGAUCAUCAUGGCAGUACUGCUGUUGCUGGUGUCCCUCCUUCUGAUCGGUGGAGGCUUAACCUUCUGGUUUAAGAAGCAUAGCUCCUAUCAAGACAUCCUGUGA
Rhinolophus ferrumequinum (greater horseshoe bat) is the source of this 1029-nucleotide messenger RNA. It is a transcript of the gene CD1D, whose product is annotated as CD1d molecule. Gene Ontology annotation, molecular function: lipopeptide binding; exogenous lipid antigen binding; endogenous lipid antigen binding. Lineage: Eukaryota; Metazoa; Chordata; Mammalia; Chiroptera; Rhinolophidae. The record is from RefSeq and is a predicted model, not a curated record. Gene Ontology annotation, biological process: antigen processing and presentation, endogenous lipid antigen via MHC class Ib; immune response; positive regulation of T cell mediated cytotoxicity. Gene Ontology annotation, cellular component: external side of plasma membrane.